AUGAAUUUACUAAGAAUGUGAAAGAGAAAGAGGAAAUAAGCAGACCCAUUUUCAAUUUAUAAAGUGAAAUAUCUGAUCAAUAAACAGUAAAAAUAAUUCCAAGUUAAAAGAUAUACAGGAUUAUAACUGAAGAAAGUGACUAUUUUAUCACGCUGCGUUCAGACGAGCCAGUUCCGAGCUUUAGCUCGGCAUGGCCCACAUUGGAGCUAGAAACAUGGAGAGGAUCCGGUUAUAGUAGCCCAAGUCAAAGUUUCAAACAUAUUAGGAUGUUUGGUUUAGCUCCAAGUGAUCUCAACCAACCAAGAGGUCCAGUUACUAGUAUAAAUUUAAAAUCUGAAGAACCUUUAAAUAUUAGAUGGAUGCAACCUGAUCAAUCAAGUUUAGGAAUUGGUCGCGCCCAUUUCGAAAAACAGCCACCAUCCAACUUAAGGAAAUCCAAUUUUUUUCAUUUUGUCGUUGCGCUUUACGAUCGAACAGGUCAGCCAAUUGAAAUCGAAAGGACUGCUUUCAUAGGAUUCAUAGAAAAAGAUCAGGAAGCUGAUGGCCAAAAAACAAACAAUGGAAUCCAGUACAGACUACAAUUACUUUAUACAAAUGGUGCAAGGCAGGAACAAGACAUAUUUGUGAGAUUAAUUGAUUCUGUAACAAAACAGGCAAUUAUUUAUGAAGGUCAAGAUAAAAAUCCAGAGAUGUGCAGAGUGCUUCUCACACAUGAAGUAAUGUGCAGUCGGUGUUGCGACAAAAAAAGCUGUGGGAACAGAAAUGAAACUCCAUCAGAUCCAGUUAUUAUUGAUAGGUUUUUUCUAAAGUUUUUCCUCAAAUGCAAUCAAAAUUGUCUAAAAAACGCUGGAAAUCCAAGAGACAUGAGAAGAUUCCAGGUUGUGAUUUCAACUCAAGUUGUAGUAGACGGGCCACUUCUUGCAAUUUCUGAUAACAUGUUUGUACACAACAAUUCUAAGCACGGAAGAAGAGCUAAAAGAUUAGAUCCUGAUGGCAGUGGAACAACCACUGGAAUAUAUCCUCCACUUCCAAUGGCAACUCCAUGUAUAAAAGCAGUUUCUCCAAGUGAAGGCUGGACUAAAGGCGGGGAUUCUGUUAUCAUUAUAGGAGAUAACUUUUUUGAUGGGCUUCAGGUUAUAUUUGGAACUAUGCUUGUAUGGAGUGAACUCAUUACAACACAUGCAAUAAGGGUACAUACACCUCCAAGACAUAUACCAGGUGUUGUAGAGGUAACAUUAUCAUACAAAAGCAAACAGUUUUGUAAGGGAUCGCCAGGAAGAUUUGUUUACAUAUCUUUAAAUGAGCCAACAAUUGACUAUGGCUUUCAACGAUUACAAAAACUUAUUCCUCGUCACCCUGGAGACCCAGACAAGUUGCCAAAGGAAAUUAUUCUUAAAAGAGCAGCUGAUAUUGCAGAGGCUCUUUAUUCAAUGCCUCGAUCUCCAUCAGGAGGGACAGGCUUUAACGCUUAUUCUAGUCAGUUGGCUGUUAGUGUUCAAUCUGAUAGUGGAUCACAAUGGGGUGAUGGAGACGAGUACAAUCGCACUCAAAGUAGCAGUGUUAGCCCUCGUGGAUACUGUUCCAGUACUUCAACUCCCCACUCAGGAGUUUCCGGGUCAUACGGAACAUCAACUAUUGCGGCUAAUGGAUAUUGUCCUCCGAUAUCUGGAUUGACAACGCCCAUAUCAAAUGCAAAUACAUUUAAUUCAACGUCAAUUUACUACCGCUGAUGUGUUGUUACUCUCAUUAUUCUGAACAAAUGAAACAUCAGGAAAGUCCAUCGAACCUGAAGCAUCAGUUUUGUAAAGUUCAAAUACUUUUCGUCGUUUAUUCAAUCAAGUUCUGUGUAAAUUAUUAAACUUAUAAAAUAAUUUGUCAAUAACGAAAAUAAAGAAUUUCAAAAGAUAUUUCAUCGAUUAUGUCUUUCACUCUUUUACAAC
This is a messenger RNA of Clunio marinus, 1940 nucleotides long. The record is from the annotation of a GenBank genome assembly. Lineage: Eukaryota; Metazoa; Arthropoda; Insecta; Diptera; Chironomidae.